ACUCUUGAGCUUCAGGCAUGGGGUUUAUGCCAGCAGGGAAUGUAAGUAAUGUGGGCUAGACUGAGGAGGAGAAAGUGAAUGUACAUUCCACCAAAGGCACCUUUUGCAUUUAUACCCUACUCUGAUUUACGUAUGAGCAUUCCUGGGCUUCCUUCUGCUUCACCUGCCUCAUAAAUGCAAAGAGAAAAGAGAUGCUAAGCCCCCUCCAAAAAUGCGGCUCUGAAGGCUGCCUUGUAGACUGUGACUUUCUGCCUUGGCAUCGGAGCAAUCUCCACAGGAAACAACGGAGCUGUGAGGAGGAGAGAGAGGAAGGGGAUGGCCAUGAGGAGAGAAGCCAGGAGAAACCACGGCCUCCAAGUAUCCGCCUAGAGGCCCCAGAGGCACCCCACGGCCUCCAGCUCCCUCUACAAGACCCUGGAGGGGUAUGGCGAUCCCGCAGUGAGGGGCGAUUGAACCAGAAGGUGGAGCCAUGUCCAGGGGAAACAGAGGUGGGGGACAAAACAGGCAGCGGGUGGAGCCUGCCAUCUCCCAAGUCCCUGAGGAAGGAACGACGCCUAAGAGGAAAAGUUGCAGCGGCAAAACAGCACUUGAGAAAUUUCUUUGGAGGAUCAAAUAAAUCUCUAACAUCCAGUGUGGAAUCAGACUUGGGGUCAGAAUGCGAGAGCAGCCAACAGACACGACAGAGGCAAAAACACCGCCGCAAAAGAAACAAAAGAAAUUUCCUAAGGCUAUGGAGCUCAGGGGGUCAUGAUAUGCCAUCACUUCGGCCAACUCCUGAAGAAGCCCAAGAAUGGGCUGAAUCUCUGGAAAAGUUAUUGCUUCAUCCAUAUGGUCGGAGUGCCUUUCGCUCUUUCCUGGAGUCAGAGUUCAGUGAAGAGAACCUAGACUUUUGGAUGGCGUGUGAAGACUACCGGAAGCUCCGGGGCUGUGACCAACUCCAGGAUAGUGCCAGAAAAAUCUAUGACCAAUACAUCACCAUCCAGGCCCCUAAAGAGGUGAACCUGGAUUCCCAGACCAGAGAUGUCACCAACCGGAACAUUCUGCUCCCCACCCGCUCUUGCUUCGAACAAGCCCAAAGGCGAAUCUAUGGCCUGAUGGAAAAGGACUCGUAUCCCAGAUUCCUCCGCUCCAUCGUCUACCAAGCACUGACACACUCUCACGGACAGCAACCCAACGGGCCUGUGUAAACCCACCCUAAUUGCCCUUCAUUCUGUUUUGGAGCCAGUCUAGGAGAGGAGAAACCAUAGACAAGGCUGACCUUCAACCUGGAAUUCCCUUGCUGGAUUGUUUAAACGGUACACAGCCAAAACAAAGUGUGAAGAAGGGUGGUCUGACCUAGCUCUCUGCGGUAAUGACCAAUGCUGGGGGAAUGUUGGACAGUUCACAUACAUAAACAUUUUUGAGAAGAAAAUAGUUCACGGGAAGUUGGAACGUUGCCCGUUUGUUGCGGGCUUGUUUGUGGACUGAUGUAAAAUAAUAAUAAUAGAAUUGUAGAAUCACAGAGAGAGCCCUGCUUGGUCUGUGCUCCAACAAUCACACUGUAUCAGUGUGGAAUCUGAUGAUACAUAACACACUUCAGCAUCUUCAGGCUUUCUCCUGCUGAAAGAAGAGGGGUGCUAUAGAGAGAAAACCCAUCCUUCCCGCUUCCUAGCAUGGUGGUAGCUUGGCACUUCAUCCUGUUUCACUUUUCAAUGAAAAGUUUGCAAAGUGGUUUACAUAGAUAUAAAUAAAUUCAUAGAUAGGUAAAUAAGAGCUCACAAUCUAAAAAAGAAACAUAAGACAGAUACCAGCAACAGCCACUGGAGGGAUGUUGUGCUGAUGGAUAUGGCCAGUUGCUCUCCCGCUGCUAAAUAAAGAGAAUCGCCACUUUAAAAAGGCGCCUCUGUGCUCACUUCAGUCCUUAUGAGGACGGUGUCAGACAUUGGGGCUUGAAUAAUGAAUUAUGGCCUGAGGUUGUGAGCACCAAGUAUCCUGGGAUUGUUUCUCCUCAGGCCUCAGAGCCCUCCAGAGGUGUAGAAAGAAAGAAACAGGGAUAGGCAACCUCAGCCUCUGAGAUUGGCAGUCAGUAAGAAGCAACUGUUUUGGCCAGACCUGGUAAAUACUAGAAGUCUGGCCUUUUGGCCUGCCAAAAAUGAAACAUUAUCUGCCUGUUUCAUGCCUAGCUUCAAGCCUGGUUUUAACUUGGUACCAGAGAUCUCAGGAUGGAGAACAUGCAUGCUAGGUCUGGUUUUGAAUACAACCACUCAGUCCUGCCCUUGCCCAAGAUGAGCCUAGCUGCUGAGUAAAUCCUGAUAGGGUUUAUUUUUCCAAAGGUGGCAGACCUUCACAAAGUAUGACUUAUAAUUUCCCCAUUCAAAAUCUUUACUGUAAGGGAACACAGAGAUCCACCAGAGGGUGCUGUGUCCACUCAGCCAGUUCAACCCAGAUCGGAACACUGAAUAGAUGGCACAGAAUGUGCGGCUUCAACUUUUGGCUGCAAACAGGACCGUGAUUGAAGCUAUACUGAUGUUCUUUGCAGCAGUGUGGAUAACAUACACACAUGUAUAUGCAUCUUCAAACACAUGCAAACAUGAAUUGUCCCCUUUGCUUAGCAGGGUCCACCGUACUUUGCAUUUGAAUGGGAGAAUGUAUGUGUGAGCACUGUAAGAAAUUCCCCUUAGGGGAUGGGGCUGCUCUGGGAAGAGCACCUGCAUGCUUCCACGCAGAAGGUUCCAAGUUCCCUCCCUGGCAGCUCCCAAGAUAGGGCUGAGAGAGACUCGCACCUGUAACUUUGGAGGAGCUGCUGCCAGUCUGUGUAGACAAUACUGAGCUAGAUGGUCCAAUGGUCUGACUCGGUAUAAGGCAGUUUCUGAUGUUCCUAUGAUACGCCUGUGUACACUGUCCACACAAAUGCAGGAAAGUUUGGGCAACAUCCUGACUAAUGCUGCACUUGCACAAUGGAUGAAGUUGCACUACUGCAAGAAGAUUAUGUAGAUGACGAUUUUCAGCAUGGCAUGCUUGCACAAAAGUUCCCCACGAAACAUAGGAGGUGUGCCACAGGGUGCACACCUUGUUCCUCAGUGCAAGCAUAUUUGUGUUAGUGCAACACUAGUCCGGAAUUUAAGUUCCAGACAUAGCACACCUGACUAGUGCCACAGCCUUGCACAAGCACAAUGUUAGGAUGUUGGCCUUUGCUGCCCUGCAGUGUCUAACCAGUUCUGACCUCGUCCAAACAAGUUUAGUGCCGAACCAGUGCAUGAUCCUUGGUUCAUGCACAUCCCUAGACCACAGUGGGUCUUGCACUUGUGGCCUGGGAGAUGUCACAUGGUAAUUUGGCAUGUGAGCCAUCCAGUUCUACUUAAAAAGUGGAACCAGCAAGGACUCUAACCAAUAUCUAUCAAACCGAUAGGCCACAGCAGGUCAUGUGAUGGUUGGUGCUUUCUGAUGCCUAUAAAUGUUUCCAAAUCAGGCUCCCUCACUGGUCUGGUUGGAGAUCCUACUCUUUCUGCUGUCCACAGACUGCGUUGCUUCAUCCACAUCCUCCGCUUAACAGGAAUCAUAUCUGAUAGUGCACAAAUCUCAAAACUCUCAGUUAGGCUGAUUGAGAGUUUGCUUAGCCAUGGCCAUUAGAGUGCUUCAUGAGCUAAGCCGGGAUGUAAACAAAGGUCUCCCUGGUUUAAGUCCAACAGCCUCCCACAGGGGGGAAAUGUUUCCCUUCCACCCUACACAGGGCUUCGUAGAUCUAGGGAAGCCAAAAGCAGAAAAGUGUAGUACUUGUGGAAAGACCCAAGUCCCAGAGCUUCUUUGGUUGGGGCAGCUUCAAAGAAACAACCAGAAAAUCAAUGAUUUCAUAACCAACAGGGUUUGGUAAUCCUUGAGCCAGCGUGGUGUAGUGGUUAGAGUGCUGGACUAGGACCGGGGAGACCUGAGUUCAAAUCCCCAUUCAGCCAUGAUACUUGCUGGGUGACUCUGGGCCAGUCACUUCUCUCUCUCAGCCUAACAUAUUUCACAGGGUUGUUGUGAGGAGAAACUUAAGUAUGUAGUACACCGCUCUGGGCUCCUUGGAGGAAGAGUGGGAUAUAAAAUGUAAAAAAUAAUAAAUAAUAAUAAAAUAAAUAAUCGGCUUACCAAACCCAA
This is a messenger RNA of Hemicordylus capensis (graceful crag lizard), 4116 nucleotides long. Its product is annotated as regulator of G-protein signaling 2-like. The record is from RefSeq and is a predicted model, not a curated record. The transcript has 7 exons. The coding region runs from base 192 to 1187 and encodes 331 amino acids. NCBI's taxonomy places the organism in Eukaryota, Metazoa, Chordata, Lepidosauria, Squamata, Cordylidae.